This is a messenger RNA of Onychostoma macrolepis, 1079 nucleotides long. RefSeq names its product HAUS augmin like complex subunit 2 (gene haus2). Gene Ontology annotation, cellular component: mitotic spindle microtubule; HAUS complex; centrosome. Gene Ontology annotation, biological process: microtubule nucleation; centrosome cycle; spindle assembly. The coding region runs from base 176 to 784 and encodes 202 amino acids. The transcript is spliced from 7 exons. The record is from RefSeq and is a predicted model, not a curated record. NCBI's taxonomy places the organism in Eukaryota, Metazoa, Chordata, Actinopteri, Cypriniformes, Cyprinidae.
GAAUAUAGGCAUGUGUUUACGAUAUCUACGCUUCUGAUACGUUUGCGCAGCUGUGCUAACGUUCAAGAGAGGACGAGGCGGUAGAUUGAAAUUGAAACACAACAGACGGUUUAUUUAUCAAAAUCACACGGAUCGAGGACAUCUCAUUCAAUAACGGUCUGGAAACACGCUUGUUAUGAAUCCCUGGGACCCCAUUACCUACACAGUGACACCUUCUGCUAAGAUUCUAGCUAGAUGUGUAACAUCAGGCACCAUGACACAGGAGGAGCUGGAUACCCGCCCACUGGAUUCAGAAGUCUUUUCCACAUCUUUACUUGAAGCUGAGCAGCUGAACAGAAUUAGACGUGAUCUUGAUCAGGCUAAUUUAGAUUUAGAGCUGCUGAAGCUGGAAAGAGACAGUGCAGACGUCACUCACACUUAUUACCUCAGUCAAAGGUUUGCUUCCUUGCAACAGUUCACAUCCCACCUUCAGGAUGUGUUGCGAGAACAGACAGUCCUACGAGAGAGACUCACAAAGCCACUUUGUCAGCAGAACCUGCCCAUUCAUGCUGAUCUUCACAGAUAUGUGGUAGAGCUUAUGGGGAUGGUGGUGGAGUUCAUUCAGAACUUGGAAGUGAAAAUUAAGGUGGUUCAAGCAAUUCCAAAAACUGACAGUUAUCUGAGUAAUUUGAACAGUGCCAUAACUCAACUGCUGGCUCAUGGCACUGAAGUCGAAAACCUGUACAAGCAAGUUCUUAAGCGACGAGGCCAUCUGCACACCAACAUUAAAGACACGUCCAGUUGAUUUCAGAAUGUUCAAAUAUAAUGACACCUACCAUUUGUUCAGGAUACUAGUGAAUAUUAAAUUAAUAAAAAAUAACUAAAGAUCAAUGACUAGAUUUAGUAUACAUUUUUACAGUUUUGUAUUCUGUAUCUUCAAACUAUGUAACAUUCAUGUUUUGUUUCAUAUUGUCUAUUUUGUAUACCUACUGGUUGCUGACACAGGCACAUUAGAGAAAACCGAUUUGAUUUGUUUUAAUUCAUGGAUUACAUACAUAUAUACUGCAGCAACAUGUAAAUAUUGAGACGUGAUUCAUUUU